Molecule: messenger RNA, 2463 nt
Organism: Ilex paraguariensis (yerba mate)
Lineage: Eukaryota; Viridiplantae; Streptophyta; Magnoliopsida; Aquifoliales; Aquifoliaceae
Source: the annotation of a GenBank genome assembly
AUGGAGGGUAAAAGCUUUUCAGAGGUGGUUUCAGAGCUACAAUCAUCGGCGGAGGAGGUUAUUUCUCUGGCAAGAGAUUCCGAAACAAGAACAGGGGUGUUAAUAGAAUUUUCGAUCCUUGUUGAAAAAUUAAGUCAACUGCUCAGUGAAUUCAGGGACAUCAAGCUCAUAGACACACCUCCAAAUCGAAAAGCAAUGAAUUCCCUUGAAACAGAACUCCAACGUGCCAAGGCCUUGAUACGAAGCUCCAAUUUUAGAUCAUCACCAUUGAAGCAUGUCGAAGAUUUGACCCAAAAUUUGGGAAGAUCUUUGGGCCUUCUGCUCUUUGCUAGUCACGAUUUGUCGAUUUCUAACAAAGAAAAGAUCGAGGAAUUGCGGAAAGAAAUGAUGAACGCGAGGUUUAGUGAGGUUGAAACAGAGGAAGAAACAGCGGAAACAGAGGAGGAAACAGAGGAUGAAACAGAGGAGGAUGAAACAGAGGGGGAGACAGUAGGGGAGAUAAUAGAGGAGAAAGUAGGGGAGAUAGUAGAGGAGAAGAUUACUUUGAAUAGUGAUGAUAUUGUUCUGAAGCUUAAGUAUGGUAAUGAUGAAGAACUUAGAUGCGCGUUAUCGGGGUUCAAUAUGUUAUUUAGGGAUAAUAUGAUCACAAAUGAAUGGAUUGAUAAUGAAGGGAUUGUCGCGGUUUUGUUUAAUCGAUUGGCUUCAAGUAAGCCUAACAAUAGGUUGAUUAUAAUUCAAAUACUCAGAAGCCUUGUUACAAACAAUGAGGAAAAUAAGGGAAAAAUGGCAGAUAUUGGAUAUUUAACGCCGUUGGUAAAGUCAUUAGCACGGGAUGUGGAUGAGCAAAGGGAGUCGGUGGGGUUGUUGUCGACUCUCUCAGAUGUCUCCGCAAUUAGGAGGAGGAUCGGAAGAAUUCAAGGGUGUAUAGUUAUGUUGGUGGCGAUUCUCAAUGGAGGUGAUCAAGUGGCUUCACAUGAUGCAAGGAAGUUGUUGAAUGCUUUGUCAAGCAAUACUCAAAAUGCUCUUCAUAUGGCAGAGGCUGGUUACUUCAAGCCACUUGUACAGUACCUUAAGGAAGGUUCUGACAUGGGUAAGAUUCUCAUGGCAACUGCACUUUCAAGGAUGGAGCUAACAGAUCAAAGUAGAGCUUCCCUUGGAGAAGAUGGGGCAAUUGAACCUCUUGUCAAAAUGUUCAACACUGGGAAGCUUGAAUCCAAAUUAUCUUCUUUAAAUGCGUUGCAAAAUUUAUCCAACUUGAGAGAGAACACCCAACAAUUGGCUAGUUCAGGCAUUGUAGUUUCUCUGCUUCAGCUCCUUUUUUCUGUGACAUCUGUGCUCAUGACUCUCCGGGAACCAGCCUCUGCCAUUCUUGCCAAGAUAGCUGAGUCUGAGUCUGUCCUCGUUAACCAAGAUGUGGCUCAGCAAAUGCUCUCACUUCUCAAUCUGUCAAGUCCAGUAAUCCAGUUUCACCUCUUACAAGUACUAAAUAGCAUUGCAGCCCACUCUGCUGCAUCAAUAGUCAGAAGAAAAAUGAAAGAAAAUGGUGCAAUUCAGCUUCUCCUACCAUUCCUAGCAGAAAAUAGAACUAAUAUUAGGACUGGUGCCUUAAAUGUAAUUUACACUCUCUCUAAAGAUCUACAAGGAGACCUGACAGAACAAUUAGGAGAAAACAAUCUGAAUUUGAUUGCGAGUAUUAUUUCAUCAUCAGCAUCUGAGAGUGAAAAGGCUGCUGCUGUUGGAAUCCUGAGCAACAUUCCGAUAAGCGAUAAGAAGGCCACAGAUAUACUUAAGAAGGCUAAUUUAGUGCCUCUUCUGGUCUCUAUCAUGAGUUCUAGCCCUGCAACUUCAACAUCUACCACAGUAUGGAUGGCUGAGAGCAUUGCAGCUAUAUUCGUUCGAUUUACAGUUUCUUCUGAUAAAAAACUGCAACUUUACUCUACUGAACAUGGGGUGAUUCAGGUGCUUGUGAAAUUACUCUCGAAUGGAUCCCCAAUUGCUAGGUCUAGAGCUGCAACAUCACUAGCUCAAUUGUCACAGAACACAUUGUCCCUUAGAAAAUCAAAAACACCAAGGUGGUUGUGUGUUUCUCCUUCUGUUGAUGGAUUUUGUGAAGUCCACGACGGUUACUGUCAUGUCAAAACCACAUUUUGCUUAAUCAAGACAGGUGUUGUUUCUCCAUUGAUCAAAAUUUUGGAAGGUAACGAGAGGGAAACCGAUGAAGCUGUUCUUGGUGCCCUUGCUACCCUUUUGCAGGAUGAAAUUUGGGAAAUGGAAGCUCAAGAGAAAACACUGUGGAUGUUGGAAAGGAUUUUUAGAGUUGAAGAUCAUAGAGUAGAAUAUGGUGAAUCAGCUCAGGUCCUGCUCAUUGAUCUUGCACAGAAGGGUGAUCCUCAUUUGAAAUCGAAAACUGCAAAGUUAUUGGCACAACUCGAGCUCUUGCAGCUUCAAUCCAGUUACUUUUGA